UGUUUAUUAACAAAAAUGUACGCUGAAGAAGAUCAGUAUGAAGAUGAAGAUGCAGAGGAAAUCUCAUCUAAACUGUGGCAAGAGGCCUGCUGGAUUGUUAUUAAUGCUUACUUUGAUGAAAAAGGUUUGGUACGACAGCAACUCGACAGUUUCGAUGAAUUUAUCGAAAUGUCAGUUCAGAGAAUCGUGGAAGAUUCGCCGCAAAUUGAUUUACAAGCCGAAGCUCAACAUACAACCGGGGAAAUUGAAAAUCCUGUAAGGCAUUUAGUUAAAUUUGAACAGAUUUAUUUGUCUAAGCCGACGCACUGGGAAAAAGAUGGUGCCCCAUCGCCUAUGAUGCCUAACGAAGCUAGACUUAGAAAUUUAACAUACUCAGCGCCGCUUUAUGUAGAUAUAACUAAAACUAUUGUGAAAGACGGGGAAGAGCCAGUAGAAACUCAGCAUCAAAAAACAUUCAUAGGAAAAAUUCCAAUUAUGUUAAGAUCAAAAUAUUGUUUACUUGCUGGAUUGUCGGAUCGUGAUUUAACAGAAUUGAACGAAUGUCCAUUGGAUCCUGGCGGAUAUUUCAUUAUUAAUGGGUCGGAAAAGGUAUUAAUCGCACAAGAGAAAAUGGCAACAAAUACGGUAUAUGUUUUUAGUAUGAAAGAUGGUAAAUACGCUUACAAGUCUGAAAUAAGAUCAUGCUUGGAACAUAGUUCUCGACCUACUUCUACACUAUGGAUUAACAUGAUGGCUAAGAGUAGUGCAAAUAUUAAAAAAUCAGCAAUCGGUCAACGAAUUGUCGCUGUUCUUCCUUAUAUUAUCCAAGAGAUUCCUAUUAUGAUUGUAUUUAGAGCGCUUGGAUUUGUUGCUGAUCGGGAUAUCUUGGAGCAUAUUAUUUAUGAUUUUGAUGAUCCAGAAAUGAUGGAAAUGGUAAAGCCAUCGUUGGACGAAGCUUUUGUAAUUCAGGAGCAGAAUGUUGCAUUGAACUUUAUUGGCACACGUGGUGCAAGACCGGGUGUAACAAAAGAUAAGCGUAUCAAGUAUGCCAAAGAAAUUUUACAGAAAGAAAUGUUGCCCCAUGUUGGAAUAAGUGACUUUUGUGAGACAAAGAAGGCGUAUUUCCUUGGUUAUAUGGUUCAUAGAUUACUCUCCGCGUCUCUUGGACGCAGAGAACUAGACGAUCGCGAUCAUUACGGAAAUAAACGGCUCGAUUUAGCAGGUCCUCUAUUGGCCUUCUUGUUUCGUGGUUUAUUUAAGAAUUUGAUGAAAGAAGUUCGAAUGUACGCCCAGAAAUUCAUAGACAGGGGAAAAGAUUUUAAUCUCGAGCUUGCAAUUAAAACAAAAAUUAUAACAGACGGUUUGAGAUAUUCGUUGGCUACAGGAAAUUGGGGCGAUCAGAAAAAGGCUCAUCAGGCCAGAGCCGGAGUGUCCCAGGUAUUAAACAGACUGACUUUCGCUUCAACUUUAUCGCAUUUAAGGAGAGUCAAUUCACCUAUCGGUCGAGACGGCAAGCUAGCCAAGCCUCGUCAACUUCACAAUACCCUUUGGGGAAUGUUGUGUCCUGCUGAGACACCGGAAGGUGCUGCCGUAGGUUUGGUUAAGAAUUUAGCCCUUAUGGCCUACAUUAGCGUUGGCUCACAACCAUCACCAAUUCUUGAAUUCUUGGAGGAGUGGUCUAUGGAAAAUUUGGAAGAGAUCGCCCCAAGCGCUAUUGCCGAUGCGACAAAAAUCUUUGUCAAUGGUUGUUGGGUUGGCAUACACAGGGAUCCCGAUCAGCUCAUGGCGACGCUUAGAAAAUUGAGAAGACAAAUGGACAUUAUCGUGUCAGAGGUAUCGAUGAUCAGAGAUAUUCGGGAUCGUGAAAUCAGGAUAUAUACGGAUGCUGGUAGAAUCAGUAGGCCGCUGCUGAUCGUCGAAAAUCAAACGCUUUUACUUAAAAAGCGUCACAUCGAUAUGCUGAAAGACCGAGAUUAUAAUAACGAUGGGUGGCAGGAGCUGGUAGCUAGUGGAGUGGUCGAGUAUAUCGACACGCUUGAAGAAGAAACUGUAAUGAUUGCAAUGUCGCCCGAUGAUUUAAGACAGGAGAAAGAGUACGCAUAUUGUACAACUUAUACUCAUUGCGAAAUUCAUCCUGCCAUGAUUUUGGGAGUAUGUGCUUCCAUUAUUCCAUUUCCCGAUCACAAUCAGAGUCCUAGAAAUACCUAUCAGAGUGCUAUGGGUAAACAAGCAAUGGGUGUCUACAUAACUAAUUUUCAUGUGCGAAUGGACACGCUUGCGCACGUGCUCUAUUAUCCUCACAAGCCGCUUGUAACGACGAGAUCGAUGGAAUAUCUUAGAUUCAGAGAAUUACCCGCUGGUAUUAAUAGCAUCGUUGCAAUUUUGUGCUACACUGGCUAUAAUCAAGAGGACAGCGUUAUCCUUAAUGCAAGCGCCGUAGAGCGAGGAUUUUUCAGAUCGGUCUUUUAUCGCUCUUACAAGGACUCGGAAACAAAAAAAUUUGGAGAUCAAGAGGAACAGUUUGAGAAACCAUCUCGGCAGACCUGCCAGGGUAUGCGUAACGCUUUGUAUGAUAAAUUGGACGACGAUGGCAUAAUUGCUCCUGGAAUACGAGUCUCGGGUGAUGAUGUCGUAAUUGGAAAAACGAUGACCUUACCCGAAAACGAUGACGAGCUGGACAGCACGACAAAGCGCUUCACGAAACGCGAUGCCUCGACGUUUCUUCGUAACAGUGAGACCGGUAUCGUGGAUCAAGUUAUGCUAACACUGAAUAGCGAAGGUUAUAAGUUCUGCAAAAUUCGUGUGCGCAGCGUGAGAAUCCCUCAGAUCGGCGACAAGUUCGCCUCGCGACAUGGUCAGAAGGGAACGUGCGGCAUUCAGUACCGGCAAGAGGAUAUGCCUUUCUCUUGCGAAGGCCUCACGCCCGACAUUAUCAUUAAUCCUCACGCUAUUCCCUCCCGUAUGACCAUUGGUCACUUGAUCGAAUGCAUUCAGGGAAAGGUUUCAUCUAAUAAAGGUGAGAUCGGCGAUGCGACACCGUUCAACGAUGCCGUCAAUGUGCAGAAGAUCUCGACUCUGCUGAUGGAAUACGGCUAUCAAUUGAGAGGGAACGAAGUCAUGUAUAACGGCCACACGGGGCGCAAAAUUAAUGCUCAAGUUUUUUUGGGCCCCACUUACUAUCAACGUCUUAAGCACAUGGUGGACGAUAAAAUUCACAGUAGAGCUAGAGGGCCGGUGCAGAUACUCGUAAGACAACCGAUGGAGGGUAGGGCCAGAGACGGAGGCUUGCGAUUUGGAGAAAUGGAACGUGAUUGUCAAAUAAGUCAUGGAGCUGCUCAAUUUUUGCGAGAACGAUUAUUCGAGGUUUCUGAUCCUUAUAGAAUUCACGUAUGCAAUUUUUGUGGUUUAAUUGCUAUAGCCAAUCUUAGGAACAACACAUUUGAAUGUAAAGGAUGCAAAAACAAAACUCAAAUAUCUCAAAUCCGAUUACCUUAUGCUGCAAAACUUCUGUUUCAAGAACUCAUGGCAAUGAAUAUUGCACCUAGACUUAUGGUUACUUAAAUCAAGAUUUAUAUCUUUGUAUAAUUUUUGUAAUUAUUUUUAAAAACUAAAACUUUGUAAUGAUUUAUAAUCGUAGAUCUUAAGAAAUGCAGCGACUUUUGAUUAAAUAAAUGUCACUAUUAUUUCCGA
Molecule: messenger RNA, 3669 nt
Organism: Ceratosolen solmsi marchali
Lineage: Eukaryota; Metazoa; Arthropoda; Insecta; Hymenoptera; Agaonidae
Product: DNA-directed RNA polymerase II subunit RPB2
Exons: 9
Coding region: 16-3540 (1174 amino acids)
Biological process (GO): DNA-templated transcription
Molecular function (GO): DNA binding; DNA-directed RNA polymerase activity; ribonucleoside binding
Source: RefSeq, a predicted model, not a curated record